Messenger RNA from Nothobranchius furzeri (turquoise killifish), 1012 nucleotides. It is a transcript of the gene atpsckmt, whose product is annotated as fATP synthase c subunit lysine N-methyltransferase. Gene Ontology annotation, biological process: regulation of mitochondrial ATP synthesis coupled proton transport; positive regulation of proton-transporting ATP synthase activity, rotational mechanism; peptidyl-lysine trimethylation. The record is from RefSeq and is a predicted model, not a curated record. NCBI's taxonomy places the organism in Eukaryota, Metazoa, Chordata, Actinopteri, Cyprinodontiformes, Nothobranchiidae. Gene Ontology annotation, cellular component: mitochondrion. Gene Ontology annotation, molecular function: protein-lysine N-methyltransferase activity.
GAAGAAGACGAAGAAGAAGAAGAAGAAGAAGAAGAAGAAGAAGAAGAAGAAGAAGAAUUGUUAGGCAACAUAAAUUAAGUCGUUUCAUUUUUUUAUUAUGUUAUUUUCAAACAUUGUUUAGCUCCUGGCGUGUUAGCUUUAGCGGCGCCCUUCGUGGACUACAGCUGAAGCUACCUUGACGUUAGCAUCAUGUCUGCAGGGGAGCUGAUGUUGAACUCGGGACAAGGUGCCGGAAGUGUCAACCCGGAGAAACCGAGCAGAAGCCGCCUUGGUUUAAUUGUAACAGGGGUUGUUGGUGGCUCGCUAGUCGCUCUCUACGCAGUAGCGACUCCGUUUGUCGCUCCCGCUUUGAGAAAGGUCUGCCUCCCCUUUGUACCAGCGACCACAGCCCAGGUGGAGAAUGUCCUCAAGGUGCUUCGGGCCAGGUCAGGGACCCUGGUGGAUAUUGGAAGCGGAGAUGGUCGGAUAGUGAUCGCAGCAGCCAAGCGUGGAUUUCAGGCAUCGGGAUUUGAACUGAACCCCUGGCUGGUGUGGUAUUCCCGCUACAAUGCCUGGAGAGAAGGCGUCCACCGCUCCACCUCCUUUCAUAUCUCUGACCUGUGGAAGGCUAACUUUGCUCAGUAUUCCAAUGUUGUAAUUUUUGGAGUCCCUCAAAUGAUGGAUCAGCUCGAGCUCAAGCUGGCAAAUGAGCUUUCAGACACAGCCAAGGUGGUGGCCUGCAGAUUUCCUUUUCCUACAUGGAUCCCUGAACGCACUGAAGGGGAAGGAAUAGACACUGUGUGGGUUUACGAUACCAGCAUGUUCAAAUCAAACCUGCACCACGGAUCAACGGAAACACAUAAACAGAAAACACAAAUUAAUAAAACCAGCUCCUCCUAAGUUGUCUGCAAAUGCUGCGUUUUCUCCCCAAGAUUUACAUCUCAUGUUCAGUUGUAAAGCACUUGGACUUCUGUUGUGGUUAUGAGAAUGGAAAAAAGCAAGUGGACUGAGAGAAUACAACACUUUCUUUAGA